UGGGUUUAGGAUUCGGUGUCCUGGUUUGGCACUCCACUAGUGUUACUUGAACUUGAAUCGGUCUUCAACUCCGCGUCUGACGUCAACGCAAAGGACAAGAACUUGAUACUGGAAGCCAGGCCCUAGAGCCGCACAGAUGCUCGGCCCCCUAGCGGCCCGUAAGAGUAUUUCCCCAGCGUGACCGACCAACCACAGCCACCGACCAACCACAGCCACCGCUAUUGGGCAGCAGGUAUACCUCCGCCUCUAGGGCGGGUCCUCCAGGGGGCAGAGGAUUGCGUGACAUUUUGCGACUUCGGUUCCGCUGCCGUCAUUUACAACAUAAUUGGCUUUGCAGUGCGCAUCCGGGUCUGCGUCAGGAAGGCCCAAGUUUCCAUCGCGCGAGGCUGAGCCACACAGCGUGCGAGGCUCCCCCAGCAGCACUGACUCCGAUCUCCGGAAGCCGCCCCCAGAGCUCCGAGGACUCGCCCAGCGUCGCGCGGUCCUGCCGACACCUGUUACCUCAAAGAGGACUUCGCCGCCCCGAGCCCCCCGCCCCCACGUCCUCUGCCAGGCCCAGAAGCGCCGUCCGCAGCGCCGUCGAGGUGAUGGGCAGCCGGCCCCGCAGCCCCAGUGCCUGCCUUGCGCCCUGGUGGGGACAGCAGCCAGGAGGACCAGGCCCUGCCAAGCGCAGCCGAUUGGAGGAACCCGCGGGCCCCGAAUCCUGCGCGGCGCCCAGCCCGGAAGACCCGGCGGGGACCCCGGCCGUGGACGCGCUCACCUCCAUAGUGGUCCUGGCCGCGGGCUGUGCCCUGCGUGUGCCCCUGGACGACGUCGACCUGGUGCUGGAGCUCUCGCCAAUGUCGGUCCUGCGAGUGUCUCUCGGUGGACACACCCUCAUCGUGAUCCCCGAGGUCCUCCUGAGCUCCGUCGACGAAUGCUCAGGAGCGCAGGGCGACUGGUCUGCCGGCCUGGAAGUGGACGUUUUCCUGGGCGCUCACGGGGAAGACGUCGUCGUCGAGCAGGAAGUCUUCUGCGCAUCUGUCCCAGAGAUCGCUGCCGAGGAAGAGGCCUACGAGGAGGACGCGGACUCUGAGGUCCCAGAGCUCUGGAUGGACUCCGCAGCCGGCUCAGCCGCUGGGCUCUACCCCUCCGCUAGAAGUAUGUUCAGCCCCUACCGGGAGGGCCCCAUCCAAGGGCCCUGUGCUCUGGCCCCCAACCCCAGUUCAGAGAGACGCUCUCCACGCCCCAUCUUCGACCUGGAAUUCCAUCUUCUGGAGCCUGUCCCCAGCUCACCUCUCCAACCUCUACCUCCCUCUCCGAGUCCAGGUACCCACGCGCGCCCGGAGCUCCCAGAGCGCCCUCCGUGCAAGGUCCGGAGACGCCUGUUCCAGGAAUGAGUUGCCUCCCACAAUCCCUUGCCACCCUGCUGGGCUCCAGGAGACUGUCUCCUGAUAGCCGUUGUGUGUAUGUUGCGCAACCUACAAGGAUCUCGGAGAGUGGAUAACGGAUAGAUGCUUUUUUGAUACAGGCUGCGUUGCAGAAUUUUGGAUCAGUGGCUGACUUAGAAAGUCUGGAAAAAAAGAUCCUCCUCAGCAUAAAAAUACGCUAGUUGAAAUACAGUCUACUUUCAGACUGUGAGAUUGCUGCUUCGGGCCUGUUUUGUUUGGAAGUCACCCCUAGGCAGCUCCAUUCCCCCUGGUUUUGCUUUAAACCUCAGUUCCAGCACAUUUCUCUAAAAAUCCGCCCUUUCCCCAGCACGUUACCAUGGCACACCUUUUCUCCCAAGUUAAUUUACUACAUUUAUUUUGUUUAAUGGGUUUUGGCCCUAGUCUCCGGGCUAGUUUAUGACGACCUUCUCACCAUGGAAUUUUUCCCUAUGGUGGCCUGAGCCCUUUUGGGUGAUCUUGCACAUAGUUGUACCUGGACAAAUGUUUGUUGUUUGCAAAACAGACCGAACUGGGAAUAAUGAUCAUGUACCCUCCUUUUUUUCAUGAUUGGCUUAGCAAAUUGUUUAUGUUAUUGGGCUUUAUUUCCCCCCUAACUCUUAGAGCCAGCUCUUUUCCAUUCAUUUCUUCUUCUAUGUUUUUAAUAUAAUUAUUUUAUCCUGGAAAAGCUUAUAAUUCUAAGACUCUGUGUGUGUAUGUGUGUGUGUGUUGUUUGUUUGUUUUUUUGAGACAAGAGUUUUGCUCUUGUUGCCUAGGCUGGAGUGCAAUGGCACAAUCUCAGCUCACUGCAACCUUUGCCUCCCAAGUUCAAGCGAUUCUCCCGCCUCAGCCUCCCAGGUAGCUGGGAUCACAGGCAUGCGCCACCACACACGACUAAUUUUGUAUUUUUAGUAGAGACGGGGUUUCACCAUGUUGGCCAGGCUGGUCUCGAACUCCUGACUUCAGGUGAUCCAUCCACCUCAGCCUCCCAAAGUGCUGGGAUUACAGGCACAAGCCAUUGCACCCAGCCGGAAAUAAUUUGUUUCUUAGGUUGAUGUAUCAAAUGCAAUUACUGAAUUUCUUUAGUGGUGUAUGUGUAGAUUCUCGAUUGAUUGACUGAUUGAUAAAAACAAUAUCUCCAAAUAAUGAGAAUAUUGUCUUUUUUGACAAGCUUCGUACAUCUUAUUUUUCUUUAAUCUUUUAUAUUGGACAUUACUUCAAGUCCAGGUUGAACAGUAUGGUUAAUAUGGGCAUUCCUGUUUUAUGCCUUGUGUUAAUGCUUCUAAAUUUUACCAUAAAGUAUGAUCUUUACUCUAUAUGGUUGUUAGAUAACCCUUAAUCUAUUGAAGCAGUUAAUUUUCAGUCUUUCAGAUCAUGAAAAAGUGUUGAAUUUUUGCUUUGUUUUUGCCUAAGUUACUACAAAGAUGUUAUCAAGUUGUUUUAAAUGUUGACAUUUAAUUAUUUGUGUGUAUACAAUAAUACAAUACAAUAGCUAGAUGGAACCUUUGGGCCACGAGAGUACGUACAGAAACCUGGCAAGAGCGCUAAUGAGACCAGGCUUUGGGCUUCAGGGAUUUAAAACAAUUGGAUGCUUUAUGAGGACUUGAGAAGACACAAGUGGAAGGAGAAAGGCAGUAACUGUAGGGUCCAUUUAAGGUUUUAAAUGUUAAAAAUUUAAGAAACUUUUUUUUCUGUAUGCAUAAGAUGACUUUUUGUAAUUUUUUUAAUCAACUUGUGGUGAUUUGUGCUAAUAGAAUUUCUAACUACUAAGUAUCUUUGCAUUUCUGCUAUUCUACAGUAUUUUAUAUGAUUCUAACUCCACCUUGGGUUGUUUUUUGCCUUUUUUUGAAUGUUUAGUUUGUUUGUUUUACAUACCCAUAUACAGCACUAAUUUUUUUUAUUAUACUUUAAGUUCUGGGGUACAUGUGCAGAAUGUGCAGUUUUGUUACAUAGGUAUACAUGUGCCAUGGUGGUUUCCUGCACUCAUCAACCCGUCAUCUACACUAGGUAUUUCUCCUAAUGUUAUCCCUCCCCUAUCUCCCCACCCCCCGACAGGCCCCAGUGGGUGAUGUUUCCCUCCCUGUGUCCAUGUGUUCUCAUUGUU
Molecule: messenger RNA, 3510 nt
Organism: Gorilla gorilla gorilla (western lowland gorilla)
Lineage: Eukaryota; Metazoa; Chordata; Mammalia; Primates; Hominidae
Gene: PRR23C
Product: proline rich 23C
Exons: 1
Coding region: 588-1379 (263 amino acids)
Source: RefSeq, a predicted model, not a curated record